AUGAACUUCAUGGCGAGCGUCGACAGCGGCGACUCACAAAUCUCUAUCCCAGUCGGCAUCACCAUUGGUCUGCUAGCAUCCUUCGUCCAGUCUCUCGGUCUGACUAUCCAGAGAAAGAGCCAUGUCCUGAAUCAGUCGCUACCUGAAGACGACAGGAAGGUGGAACACCGGAGACCGCUAUGGCUUCUAGGCUUCGGUAUUUUCAUCUCAUCUAAUUUGUUUGGUUCCGUCUUCCAGAUCGCUUCUCUGCCCAUUGUCAUCCUCGCGCCGCUCGGCGCAGUCUCACUCCUGUGGAACGCAUUCUUCGCCCGUCUGCUCCUUGGAGAUGUGUUCUCUCCCUGGAUGUUCAUUGGCACAUUCCUCAUCGCUGGCGGCGCCGUGCUCAUCGCCAUUUUCGGCAUCGUUCCCGAGCCGACACACUCACUCGAAGACCUCCUCGUCCUGUUCAGUCGUCCAGUAUUCGUGGCGUACUUCUCCCUACUGGGUUUUGCUGUAUUUGUGUGUCUUGUCAUUACACAUAUAGUAGAAUAUUCCUAUAGCCGCCGUGUAUCUCUCCAAGAUGUUUCCCCUCCCCUUUCACCACUGCUGGUGGCAACGACCGCGCCGUCCAUUCUCACGACUGCCACGACAGCUAGCGUCGCAGGCGACCACCCAACCGAACGUACCGCGCUUCUUGAUGGGAAGCGCGACUCCCCUCGUUCAAAGUCUUCCUCCCCUUCUACCGCAUCCUCUGUCCACUAUUUCUACUUCCAUGAAAAACUGUCACGCACCCCAGCACUACUUGCGGCAUCAUAUGCCUCCUUCUCAGGCAUCAUCUCGGGCAUGUGUCUCAUCUUUGCCAAGAGCGGCAUUGAGCUACUCUUGUUAACGAUUAGUGGUGACAACCAAUUCUGGAGAUGGCAGGCUUGGGUGCUCAUUCUUAGCUUGGUGUCAUGCGCGUUGCUACAGUUGUGGUACAUGCACAAAGGUUUGGUUUUGGCCGACCCAACAUUAGUCUGCCCACUGGCAUUCUGCUUCUACAAUCUCUCAUCCAUCUUGAACAGCCUGGUAUACUUCGACCAGUUCUCACUUCUCUCCACUACACACAUUCUUCUUGUGAGUCUAGGCAUAUUCGUUUUACUUGCCGGUGUCUUUGUCGUCAGUUUCCCUUCGACUGGAAGUUACGGCGUGGACGUUGGUACGUGGACUGAAGGCGAGCCUGUGGAUGAAGAAGAUUCCAUCGUCGAAGAGCCGGAGGAUUACGAAGGCGAGCCGCUGCCAUUACACCGGCGUUCGCAGACACUUCCCGCCACCAUCGGCGAAGAGAUCACUGACGAAGAAUCGGCGCUCGACCUGCACACCGCGCAGUCGCCGACGCCCUCGUUGCCUACCCGACCCCCACUCACGUCCGGCUCUCCCCUACGGACACGCACACUUCACAUGCGACCCCAAUCUGACACCGUGCUCGCACCGACUUCGCCGCUCCGCUCGCGCUCCUACAGGGCAACCAGCCCUACACCCUCAGGCUCGCGACGCCGGCGCCGCACGACGAUCACGGGCACUGUGCAGAGCCCGCCGCACCCGAGCACGCUCUCGCCGAGCGCGUCUGGGCUGCCCGCGUUCUCCAUCGGGCUGUCGCCAAUGAGCCCCGGGUUCUCACUCGUGCCCAAGGAGCGCCGCAGGCGCGUGCUUGGGCGGGAUAGUAUGGUGCCCUCGGGCGCCGACGAGGGCGCGAACACUCUGGGGCGGAGGGACUCGCUGUUUGGGGCGCCGUGGCUGCGGAGGACGGUGAGCGAGGGGGCUGUGGACCGACCGGUGGCGGCAGGUGCGGACGAGGAGCGCGGUGAGGGGGGUGAAGGAGAGGCGCUGCUGGGACCGGCAUCUCCUCGGGCAAGGGUGCGCUGGAAGUGGUUGCGCGAUGCAUUCACUGGGAGAGGUCUGCGACGUAGCUGA
This is a messenger RNA of Sparassis crispa, 1932 nucleotides long. RefSeq lists its product as hypothetical. The transcript is spliced from 5 exons. Gene Ontology annotation, molecular function: magnesium ion transmembrane transporter activity. Lineage: Eukaryota; Fungi; Basidiomycota; Agaricomycetes; Polyporales; Sparassidaceae. The coding region runs from base 1 to 1932 and encodes 643 amino acids. The record is from RefSeq and is a predicted model, not a curated record. Gene Ontology annotation, biological process: magnesium ion transport. Gene Ontology annotation, cellular component: membrane.